Messenger RNA from Cutaneotrichosporon oleaginosum, 1196 nucleotides. RefSeq lists its product as uncharacterized. The record is from RefSeq and is a predicted model, not a curated record. NCBI's taxonomy places the organism in Eukaryota, Fungi, Basidiomycota, Tremellomycetes, Trichosporonales, Trichosporonaceae. Gene Ontology annotation, molecular function: 2-oxoglutarate-dependent dioxygenase activity.
UGACAUAGUAUUUAUGUUGGCGCUGCGCAACUAAUGGCGACUCACCAACUCAUCAUGCCCGUCGCUGUCGAAAACGUCCCCACUCCACCCAUCCUGCCCAAGUGGCAACGACCAGCCAAGACCACUGCAGACCUUCCAUGGGCGAAUCUUAAGGUACUCGACAUCUCCAGGUUUGACCAACCGGGAGGCAAAGAGGCACUCGCAGAGGAGCUGCGUGAAGCAGUCCACACCACGGGCUUCUUUGCCCUCACCAACACAGGCUUCGCGCCAGACGAAGUGCAGCGGCAGUAUGACAUUGGGCAGAGCUUCUUCAACCUUCCUCCUGAGGAGAAGGGGCUAGAGAAGUAUCGCGUUGAUUUUGGCCGGGGCAACUACUUCGGGUACAAGCCGCCAUUUGAGAAGACCGUGUACGACACCGAGGUGCUGGACAAUGUGGAGUCGCUCAACGUGCCGAAGUUCAUCCCCGCCAACGAGGGAGAGCCAUUCCACCCGCACCUGAACGUUGCCAAGGCCGAGAUUGAGGCGUUCUCAAGGAAAGCCCUUGCACUCGGCUCCAAGGUAUUCCGCCUGUUUGCCCUCAUUCUUGAGUUGCCCGAGGACUACUUCUCCUCGCGGCACGAGUACGAGGACGCAUCCGAGGAUCACCUGCGGUAUAUGACCUACCACCCUCGCUCGAAGGAGGACGACGCCAAGGUCGACGGCUGCUGGUCUCGCGCACACACCGACUUCGGCUCGCUCACUCUGCUGUGGUCUCAAGACAUUGCGGGCUUGCAGAUUAAGACAGACAGCGGCGAGUGGAAGUACGUUCCCCCCGUAGACAACGGCAUCAUCUGCAACGUCGGCGACACGCUUCAGUUCUGGUCGGCAGGUUACCUGAAGAGCACUGUCCACCGUGUUAUUCGCCCGCCAGAGGACCAGGCCCACCUCUACCGCCAGGGUCUUUUCUACUUUGUGCGCCCAGGUAAUCAAGUGGAUAUCGCCCCCGCGCAGAGUCCGCUUCUGGAGCGCCUUGGAUUGGUAAAGAAGGAGGAAGGGGAGAAGAAGGUGGUCACGGGGCUCGAGUAUGUGCGCGCACGGGUCAAGAAUUACCACGACGCACCGUCAUACAACAAGAGGCAAGGGAAGACGUUCAAGGUUGGAGAUUUGGAGAUUGAGGAUGAAGCAUCGUAGGUGCUGUAUAUAUUAUGCAUGAGGUC